Messenger RNA from Echinops telfairi (small Madagascar hedgehog), 2528 nucleotides. It is a transcript of the gene TCF7L1, whose product is annotated as transcription factor 7 like 1. Gene Ontology annotation, cellular component: beta-catenin-TCF complex. Gene Ontology annotation, biological process: regulation of transcription by RNA polymerase II; canonical Wnt signaling pathway. Bases 63 to 1376 code for a protein of 437 amino acids. Gene Ontology annotation, molecular function: DNA-binding transcription factor activity, RNA polymerase II-specific; RNA polymerase II cis-regulatory region sequence-specific DNA binding. The transcript is spliced from 9 exons. Lineage: Eukaryota; Metazoa; Chordata; Mammalia; Afrosoricida; Tenrecidae. The record is from RefSeq and is a predicted model, not a curated record.
UGAGAAGGCCCCAGGACGGCGCGUUCUUCAAGGGUCCCCCCUAUCCUGGGUACCCCUUCCUGAUGAUCCCGGACCUGAGCAGCCCGUAUCUGCCCAACGGGCCCCUGUCCCCCGGAGCAGCGCGCACGUCGAAUAAAGUUCCCGUGGUGCAGCACCCACACCACAUGCACCCACUGACGCCCCUCAUCACCUACAGCAGUGACCACUUCUCCCCCGGCUCCUCACCCGCCCACCUCUCCCCGGAGAUCGAUCCAAAGACAGGAAUUCCCCGGCCCCCUCACCCAUCUGAGCUGUCGCCAUAUUACCCGCUGUCACCGGGACCUGUUGGACAGAUGCCCCACCCCCUCGGCUGGCUCGUCCCACAGCAAGGACAGCCCAUGUACUCCCUGCCUCCCGGCGGCUUCCGGCACUCCUACCCUGCCCUGGCCAUGAACGCCUCCAUGUCCAGCCUGGUUUCCAGUCGGUUCUCCCCUCACAUGGUGGCUCCGGCCCAUCCCGGUCUGCCCACCUCAGGGAUCCCCCACCCUGCCAUCGUCUCCCCGAUUGUAAAGCAGGAGCCUGCACCCCCCAGCCUGAGCCCGGCAGUGAGUGCGAAAUCGCCCGUGACGGUGAAGAAGGAGGAGGAGAAGAAGGUGCACGUGAAGAAACCCCUGAACGCCUUCAUGUUGUACAUGAAGGAGAUGAGAGCCAAGGUGGUGGCCGAGUGCACCCUGAAGGAGAGCGCAGCCAUUAACCAAAUCCUGGGGAGAAAGUGGCACAACCUGUCUCGGGAAGAACAGGCCAAGUACUACGAGCUGGCCCGGAAGGAGCGGCAACUGCACUCCCAGCUCUACCCUACCUGGUCCGCCCGCGACAACUACGGUAAGAAAAAGAAGAGGAAGCGAGAGAAGCAGCUGUCACAUUCCCAGUCCCAGCAGCAAGUCCCGGAGGCAGAAGGUACUCUAGCCUCUAAGAACAAGAAGCCGUGUGUUCAGUACCUGCCCCCUGAGAAGCCCUGUGACAGCCCUGCGUCCUCCCACGGUAGCAUGCUGGACUCCCCUGCCACCCCCUCCGCCGCCUUGGCUUCACCAGCUGCCCCCGCCGCAACCCACUCGGAACAAGCCCAGCCCCUCUCCCUGACCACCAAGCCAGAAAGUCGGGCCCAGCUGGCUCUCCACUCAGCUGCCUUCCUGUCAGCCAAGGCUGCAGCCACUUCCUCUUCCUCUAGCCAGAUGGCUGGCCAGCCUCCCCUCCUCUCCCGGCCCCUCCCUCUGGGGUCCCUGCCCACCGCUCUGUUGACUUCUCCCCCUUCCUUCCCAGCCACGCUCCGUGCCCACCAGGCCCUCCCAGUGCUCCAGGCCCAGCCGCUUUCCUUGGUCACCAAGCCCGCCCACUAGGUUGGCCCCUGACCUCUGCAGGUUGUCAAGUGACUCAUCGAGUAAUUCAGAAGAAAAAAGGAAACGUUAUUGGUCAAUAUUUGACCUCCCUGGACUGUUCCGUAAAGUGACCGGUACCGGCGGCGCUUUACGUUUUGUACAUGUUAACCAGUAGCUCAUCUUAAGGCUUUUUUUAAAAAACAAAAAAAUACAAAAACAAAGUCAUUGAGAGAGAUGAACUGAACAGGCAGUGCGUUACCCUUCCUGUGUGUGCUGUGGAGGGGGCCCUGGUGGUACGGCAGUUAAAGCACUCGGCUGUAUGCCAGAAAGGUCGGUGGUUCAGACCCACCAGCUGCUGUGGGGGGGCAAGACGAGACUGUCGGCUUCUAUUAAAAUGUACGGCCACUGGGGCUCCCCAGGCGGCAGUUCUACUCUGUGCUGUGGGGUGGCUGAGAGGCAGAACUCGCUCUCAGGCAGACGGCGGCAUAUGCUGUGGGUGGAUGGACUUGGGCAGAAGCCAACUUUCUCUCCACUGCCUGUGGUUUCUGCCCUCCUUCGUCUUCUCCGCUUCCCUCACCUGCGCCCGACCCCUCCCCAGCCCGCAUCCCUGGGGGUCCGCACAUGGAGAUCUCAUUCCUAGACCUUUCCUCCGGGCCGGGUUUGGGCCUCAGCAACCUCGGGUUGUGCCCUCUGGCCGGUCUCCUUUGUCCUCUGCUGCCCUCGCCUAGGAGGAGACAUCCUUGCCUGAUUCCUUCCACCGGCAUCCUCUCCCCCUCAGUGGGACCUAAGCCCCAUCCUCCAGCGUUCAGUGAGGGGAGAGGUCUGAAAUGGUUCUCACUGACAUUUAAAGGGACUCUAGGUGCCUGCCACUUCCUUGGGGAAAGAAGUCUGCGUUCUGCCCCCACCUCCCCGGCCCCUCACCGUCCCCUCACCGUCCCAGUGUGGCAGACCUGGCCCCAAGCUCUGGAGUCUGUCCCCUGGGCUCCUGCUAGCACAAUCUGCCCAAGUUCGAAGGACCCUCUUCCCCUCCCCACAAUCGCCUCACAAGCUUCGUCCGUGUGUAUUGUUGUUUUUUAAUGUUUUUUGGUUUGGUUUUGGUUUUUUUUGGAGCAAUUUAAACUCCCAGUUGUUUAUUUUCACAAAAGAAAAUAAAAUUGCAAUUGCAAGACCCUU